Prosopis cineraria is the source of this 4188-nucleotide messenger RNA. Its product is annotated as receptor-like protein kinase. The record is from RefSeq and is a predicted model, not a curated record. The transcript has 5 exons. Bases 169 to 3954 code for a protein of 1261 amino acids. Gene Ontology annotation, biological process: protein phosphorylation. Gene Ontology annotation, molecular function: ATP binding; protein kinase activity; protein binding. Lineage: Eukaryota; Viridiplantae; Streptophyta; Magnoliopsida; Fabales; Fabaceae. Gene Ontology annotation, cellular component: plasma membrane.
ACGAAUGGACAACUUUGAGGUCGUAUAUCUUCGUGUAAGACUUAAAUUCGCUAAGCUGUACACAACCUUUCAAUUACGUACACUGGUUCUAAGCUGCAGCAAAGUAAGCACUUUUUGUUCUUCUUCAACAUUUUUUUUAAUCUCAGUGUCAACUCUUUUCUUCUCCUAAUGAAGCUCCUAUUAUUUAUCCUAUGCUUGUCUAAUCCAUUCUAUAUCACUUCUACCUUGAAUUCGGAUGGGCUGAUUCUAUUGUCUCUCCUCAACCACUGGACUUCUGUGCCUCCUUCUUUGAAGUCCAGCUGGAAAUCCUCUGAUUCUACCCCUUGUUCUUGGAUAGGAAUAAAAUGCGACCGCUACAGCAACGUGGUCUUCUUAAACCUCACUGCAUCUCAGAUUUUUGGACAGCUUGGGCCAGAAAUUGGACAGUUGACUCACUUGCAGAACCUUUCGUUGGCAAUAAAUGGUUUCUCAGGAACAAUACCCCCAGAGUUAGGCAAUUGUAGUCUGCUUGAGUAUAUUGAUCUUUCUAAGAAUCAAUUGUCUGGAAAAAUGCCUCCAGAAAUUGGAAACUGCAAAUCUUUGAAGUCGUUACGUUUGUAUUCCAAUCAACUAGAGGGACCAAUUCCAAAUAAGUUGGGAAUACUAAGUCAGCUGGAGGACCUUGAAUUGUAUUCCAACCAUUUGACAGGCAAAAUUCCAGUUACCAUUUGGAAGAUUCAGAGUGUCAAGCAUGUCCUUGUUCAUGAUAAUAACCUCACCGGGAAAUUGUCUUCUGAGUUGACAGAGCUCAAGCAUCUGAAAAAUAUCUCAUUGUCUGACAACCAAUUCUUUGGACCAAUUCCUCAAGGUUUGGGAAUCAAUAGUAGUUUAGUGAUGCUAAGCUUGAUGAAUAAUACGUUCACUGGUAACAUCCCGCCAAAUCUUUGUUUUGGAAAGCAACUGCGCACGCUGUAUUUAGGUCUUAAUCAACUUCAAGGGGGCAUACCUCAAGAUUUGGGAAAGUGUGCAACUCUUGCACGGUUAGUUCUCAAUGACAAUAAUCUUUCAGGGUCUAUUCCUAAAUUUGAAGGUAAUCAGAAUCUUAUAAUCAUAGACAUUAGCAAGAACAACAUCAGUGGAGUAAUUCCAUCGAGUUUGGGGAACUGCACAAAUCUUAUUGGUUUAAUGUUGUCCACGAAUAACAUUAUAGGUCUUAUACCCUCAGAGCUAGGAAACCUUGUGAAACUUCAGGUUUUAAAUCUUGCUCACAAUAACCUAGUAGGUAUUUUGCCACUGCAACUGUCAAACUGUACACAAAUGUCUACAUUUGAUGUAGGAUUUAAUUUUCUUAAUGGUUCAUUCCCAUCAAGCAUAAGGAGCUGGACUAGAAUAAACAGAUUGAUUUUAAGAGAGAAUCAUUUCAGUGGGUUUGUCCCAUAUUUCUUCUCAGAGUAUGCUCAGCUUCUCGAGCUACAACUUGGUGGAAAUAUGAUCCAAGGAACAAUUCCUGCAUCAAUUGGAUCAUUGGUUCACUUGUAUGAGUUGAAUCUGAGCGCUAAUAAAUUAACAGUUGGGAUCCCCCAAGACGUUGGGAAGUUGAAAAUGCUAGAAAGUUUAGAUAUAUCCCUGAACAGUUUGACAGGGAGCAUACAAAUUCUUGGUGAACUUGUUUCAUUAACAGAAGUCAAUAUAUCUUACAACUCAUUCUUCGGUCCUUUACCAGAAAGGACGAUUCAACUACUGGAUUUAUAUCCAUCGUCAUUCUUUGGCAAUCCUGGCCUUUGUGUUAGUUGUUCGACUUCAGAUGGCCCGAGUUGCAUAAAAACUAGCCAUUUGAAGCCAUGCGCCACUAAUUCAACUGACCAAGAAGGCAACAAGCAUUCGAAUUUAGUAGUACUUGGACUAAUAGUGUUUGUCAUUUGCUGGUCAUCUAUCAUUUUCCUGUCAAGCGUAAUUUACCUAUCAUUUGUCAUUUACAUCCGCCAGUUUGGUCAAAUAUCUUACAUGGAGGUCAAUGUUAACUGUGAAGAGCAAGAGGCUUUGUUUUCAAAUCACGAGGGGGGUUUUAGAAUUAUUGACCUAAUGGAUGCUACAGAUUUUCUACAUGAUCGAUAUAUAAUUGGUGAAGGAGGGCAUGGGAUUGUUUAUAAAGCUGAACUUGGUGUUGGAGUUUUUGCUGUUAAGAAGGUUAAACUUGCAGGGAGCAAUAGGAGGAAAUUGAACUUGGUCAGAGAAAUUGAAAUGACUAAGAACUUUAGGCAUCAAAAUCUAGCAAGAUGCUUAGGCUCUUGGAUAUGUGAAGAAUAUGGUCUAACCAUCAGCAGGUGCAUGGAAAAUGGAAGCCUUAACGAUGUUUUGCAUGAAAGCAAUCCACAAACAUGCUUAGCUUGGAAUGUUCGCUAUAAGAUUGCUAUUGGAAUAACAAAGGGAUUGGCAUAUCUCCAUCAUGACUGUGAUCCUCCCAUAUUGCAUCGAGACAUCAAACCAAAGAAUAUACUUCUUGAUUCUGAUAUGCAGCCUUGCAUUAGUGAUUUUGGUAUUUCCAUUACUUUGGACGAGUUUGCUCUGGCACGUUUGCGGUCAACAUAUCAUCUAGGUACUCGUGGGUUUAUGGCACCAGAGAUAGCAUGUCUGGGAGUUACGAGCUGUGAACUUGAUGUAUAUAGUUAUGGGGUGCUUUUGCUUGAGCUGAUAACAAGGAAGAAAGUAUUGGAUUCCUCAUUUAUGGAAGAGGAAACCACUUUAGUAGUGUGGUUUAAAUCUAUUUGGAAAAGAACAAGAGAACUUGAAGAGAUUGUUGAUUCAAGCAUUGCAAGGGAGAUUUCAGAUUUAAAUGUAAUGGUGCAAGUUAUGAAGGUACUUUUGGUGGCUUUAAUGUGUACUGAGACAAAUCCAGGAAAGAGGCUGAAAAUGAGAGAUGCUGCUGAAUUCUUUGAAACAUCCAUUGAUCCAGGAAUUUUUGUUCAACACGACAGAGCUUCAUUUCAUUUGGGGAAUUCUCUUGCUACUGCAGCAGCCUCCAUAUUUUUUGAGGAGGAAGUCGAUAUACCUGCCAGUGAAGGUUCUUUCCCAAUUCUUCACAUACUGAUGGACGCUAAUACAAACCCAAACAAUCUGAAUAUCAUCGGCAGAGGAACUCAUGGAGUUGUUUAUAAAGUUCCACUAGGUCCAGUCCUAGUUUAUGCAGUAAAGAAGGUAGCAUUUGCUGGGAACAAAAGGAAGAUCCAAAGCAUAGUUAGAGAAGUUAAAAUCCUUGGAAAGAUUAGGCACCCAAAUAUAGUCAGAUUGCUAGACUUUUCGUUUACAAAGGACUAUUGUCUAAUCUUGUACAAUUACAUGAUAAAUGGAAACCUUCAUGAUGUUUUACAUGAAACGAACCCACCUCCAUCCCUGGAGUGGAAUGUCCGUUAUAGGAUAGCUGCUGGAAUUGCUGAAGGAUUGGCUCAUCUCCACUAUGUGCGCCUUCCCGCCAUAGUGCACUGUGACAUCAAAGCAAAAAAUAUACUUCUGGACUCUGAUAUGGAGCCCCAUAUAGCUGAUUUUGGUAUUGCCAAGCCUUCGGAUCAAUCUUCUUCUUCAACACCAUCUUCACCUGUUUCAGGCACACUAGGUUAUAUAUCACCACAGAAUGCAUAUACAACAGCAAAUACUAGGGAGUUUGAUGUCUACAGUUAUGGGGUAGUGUUGCUUCAGUUAAUAACCAGAAAGAAGGCAAUGGAUCUAUCAUUUAUGGAGGGAACUGAGGUAGGAAUUUGGGUUAGAACUCUGUGGGAGGAAACAGGAGACAUUCAUAAAAUUGUUGAUUCAAGCCUUGCAGAAGAGGUUAGGAGGAAUUCAGAUGUACUUGAACCAGUUACCAAAUUGCUUUUGCUGGCUCUGAGUUGCACAGAGCAGAAUCCACACAUGAGACCCACAAUGAGAGAUGUUACCAAGCAAUUACAAGAUAAAGAAAGCUUCCAAGUUCCAACUCCUUAAUCCAUAGCUGAUCCACCCAUGUAAGGCACAUGAUUUUACUUUGUUUCUUCUCUCAAGCAGUGAAGUAACUUGCGCAGCUAGCUUCCAUGUUCUAAUUAACUCCUUCAAUUUUGUAAAAGAAACUGCAAUGGUCAAUUCCUUGUCAUGUAAGCAAAUUUAGAAUGUCAAAUAAAGUUUCAAAUUUGUGUACCUAUACUGUUUAAUGAUUAAUCUGACAAAUUACAUGCUUUCAAA